AAUCGGUACCGGUCCAUUUGAAUAUAUUUAUCACCAAAAGAAAAAAAAAUUAUUAUAAUUAUAAGACAAGAAUAUAGCUGUGUGAUUGUGCUUCCUACCCAAUUUCCAAUUUAAUGAUUUCACCGUCAAUCCCUCCUUUAAUUUGUCUCCACAUAUUAAUAUCUUAUCCAAUAAUUGAAAAUAGCACCAAUCUAAAAAUUUUAGAUAAUGCAAUUAAAUUUCUAAUUUACUAUUCAACUCUACAUAUAUCAAUAAUAGUUAUUGUUACUUUCAACUUCGUCUCCAAAAACGCGGUUUCUUCUACUUUAAGUAACUAUUCAUCGCCAACAUUUUCAAAAUGAAACCCUAGAAAAAGAAAGAACUCCAAAUCCUUUCAUCAAUGGCGUCGACAAAACCAACCGAUCAAAUCAAACAACUCAAAGACAUCUUCGCACGUUUCGACAUGAACAACGACGGCAGCUUAACACAGCUUGAGCUCGCGGCGCUUCUCCGUUCUCUAGGGAUCAAACCACGCGGCGAUCAGAUCUCUCUCCUCUUAAACCAAAUCGACCGCAACGGCAACGGAUCCGUCGAGUUCGACGAGCUUGUCGUGGCGAUAUUGCCUGAUCUCAACGAAGAGGUUCUGAUCAACCAGGAGCAGCUGAUGGAGGUUUUCCGGUCGUUUGAUCGCGACGGUAACGGUUCGAUUACGGCGGCGGAACUUGCCGGGUCAAUGGCUAAAAUGGGACAUCCGUUGACUUACCGUGAGUUGACGGAGAUGAUGAGGGAAGCUGAUUCUAACGGUGACGGUGUUAUUAGUUUCAAUGAGUUUUCUCAUAUUAUGGCUAAAUCUGCUUCUGAUUUUCUUGGAUUAACUGCUUCUUCCUAAUUAGUUAUUUUCUGUUUGUUUUUUUUUUACUAUUUUUGUCUUCAUGCAACUUGUGCAAUUAACAAUGCGUUAAUCUUCUGUUAAUUAAUUUGUGAUCCGUUGGUGGAGUGACGUAAA
Molecule: messenger RNA, 985 nt
Organism: Camelina sativa (false flax)
Lineage: Eukaryota; Viridiplantae; Streptophyta; Magnoliopsida; Brassicales; Brassicaceae
Source: RefSeq, a predicted model, not a curated record